AUGAUUUAUGCACCAAUUUCAACACUUGAGCAAUAUGGCAUUAAUGCUUCUGAUAUCAAGAAACUUUCAGAGAAUGGGUACACUACUGUUCAAUCUGUAGCCUUCUCUCCUAGAAAAGCUUUGUUGACUAUUAAAGGAAUUUCUGAAGCAAAAGUUGAUAAAAUUCAAGCUGAAGCUUUUAAACUAGCUCCUAAAAUGGGAUUCGAAACUGCUACUGAAGUAAAGGAACGAAGGGCCGAAUACGUUUAUAUAACCACUGGUUCUAUUGAAUUAAAUAAACUUCUUGGAGGUGGUAUUGAAUCCGGUUCUAUUACUGAAGUAUUUGGUGAAUUUAGAACUGGAAAAAGUCAACUUUGUCAUACUCUUGCAGUUACAUGUCAGCUUCCAGUUGAAAACGGUGGUUCUGAAGGAAAAUGCAUUUACAUCGAUACUGAAGGUACUUUCCGUCCUGAAAGAUUGGCCUCUAUUGCUGAACGUUAUGGAAUGGAUCCGAACCAAAUUUUAGAUAACGUUGCAGUCGCGAGGGCUUAUAACACUGAUCACCAAAUGAAUUUAUUGAUACAAGCUGCUGCGAUGAUGGCCACAUCAAGAUUUGGUCUCUUAAUUGUCGAUAGUGUCACGUCUUUAUACAGAACUGAUUACUCUGGUCGAGGUGAACUUGCUGCACGUCAGAUGCAUUUGGCAAAAUUUCUGCGUGGUCUACUUCGCUUAGCUGAUGAAUUUGGCAUCGCGGUAGUUAUUACAAAUCAAGUUGUAGCGUCUGUCGAUGGAAACAUGCUAUUUCCUGGUGCUUCUGAUAAAAAGCCCAUUGGUGGGAACAUUAUUGCACAUGCAUCAACAACAAGAUUAUAUUUACGUAAAGGCAAAGGUGAUAAUCGAAUUUGCAAAAUUUAUGAUUCACCAUGUCUUCCAGAAGGUGAAGCCACUUUUUCAAUCGGACAAGGCGGAAUUGAAGAUGCAAAGGAUUAA
Messenger RNA from Cetraspora pellucida, 969 nucleotides. NCBI's taxonomy places the organism in Eukaryota, Fungi, Glomeromycota, Glomeromycetes, Diversisporales, Gigasporaceae. The record is from the annotation of a GenBank genome assembly.